AAUGACAACCGUUGGAGCACCGAGGAAUUCCUCUCAGCAGAAUCUUUCCAACCGCGCCGUUUACAAUAUACCUAGUACUGAAAGAACUCAGCGAAAAAUCUGGGCAAGCUCGACGUUUAUAGGUGGAAUCGCAGUCUACCUAGAUCACCUCCACUACUGGUAUCCGACUCACUCUUGCCAUUCCGGCCUCGCCGUCGCCUCAUCACAACCACCCCUCAGGUGCCGCUACCAACAUCAUCACACAAGACUGCCCGCCAAGGGGAAAACGAACGGAUUCAUAUAAUCCAUCACCAAUAAAAAUCAGCGACGAUGCCGCCUAGGUCUAUACAAUAUACUCUCUCCGUCGAUGACCUACAUGCCUUGGGGAUACCCCGCGACUUGGACCCCAACUUGAUAGCAGAACUACUCCAGAGAAUUGGGACGGUCUCAGGGAUUCCAAGACUGCCGCAGCAAAAGCCAAAGCAAGAGCAGAAGCAUCCCUGCCGCAACUGUCUUGACAUCUAUCACAAGACGAAGCAUUGCCCGGAUCCCUGCGGCCACUGCGGCCAGGACUGGCACAACGUCGACGCCUGCACCAGCUCCAAGCGCAACCGCUGCCGCUGCAGCCCCUUUCCUCAACGACACCUCGCCAAGCAAUGUCCCAAGAUGUGUACACCGGGCGAAUGUCCCACCUUUCACAUUGGUGACAAGAUCACAGCCAUGAUGUGCAAGGUACGCUGCUGCAUGUGUGGUAUUCCGGGCCACGCCGGCCGUGAUUGCCACCUGAAGAAGUGCCGCUGCGGAGGGGAGCACUUGACCGUGGACCACAUGCCUAUGGAUCGGCAGUGCGUCGUGAUGGACUGCCCACGAUGGUUCUGCACCAAGCAUUGCCAGGCUUGCGAGAUCGAGCUAGAGAAACUCAACGAUGAAGUAUGCCGGAGCUGCUGUGCCAAGCAGCAAAUCCGGCCCUCUUUGCCACGGAAGCACCUACCGACGAAUCCUGAUUACGAGUACGUAGUCGCAGCGAUGGUAUGGGGCAACAGCAAGUAUGGCAAGGCUAUAUUUGGCGAUAAUGUCAUAUUCCAAAAGCCGCCAAUGGAGGAAGACCCGGGAGCUAAAGCAGCAUAAAGUGGCUUGCUGGAGUGACGAUAUAUCAUAUCCUUGAGCCGUCACGUUCAAUAUAAUGAACUCCGUAUAUUCGUAUACACAUGUUUACUGAGCUUGAAAUUGGAGCAUUUACACCUCUUAGACUUGAGUUUUCAAAAAAAAAAA
Colletotrichum godetiae is the source of this 1251-nucleotide messenger RNA. RefSeq lists its product as uncharacterized. The coding region runs from base 310 to 1107 and encodes 265 amino acids. The transcript has a single exon. NCBI's taxonomy places the organism in Eukaryota, Fungi, Ascomycota, Sordariomycetes, Glomerellales, Glomerellaceae. The record is from RefSeq and is a predicted model, not a curated record.